Messenger RNA from Sturnus vulgaris (Common starling), 7999 nucleotides. NCBI's taxonomy places the organism in Eukaryota, Metazoa, Chordata, Aves, Passeriformes, Sturnidae. The record is from RefSeq and is a predicted model, not a curated record.
UAUUAUUCUCAUUUGUGUCAACAAUUUUGGUCAGAAUUUUGGUAGAUAUCCUUUUCAUGCAGUAUUUUAGAUCAAAAUCUGUAAAUCAUACCGUUUUAUGUGCAGCUAAACUGAAUUCUGCCAAAUUGCAUGAGAUAUGGUUAAUGCUUACAAAAGUGGGAAAAAUUAAAUCUUGUGUUUUAAUAGGAGAGCAGAUUUUAUCAAUAGUCUCUAAACUCUGCAGGAUGAGAUCAUCAUUACGUCAAUGUCUUACACAGUGCUGAGUAUUUUGACACAUGGAACAAUGGUGUUUGUCUUUUAUUAGAAACAAAUUGAAUAGCUGGGGACAAAUGUUUCCCACCCUGGUGUGGGAAUGGUCAGUGCCUCCAGGUGCUGCUUGGUCUUUAGUGGGUUUUUAUGUUGUUUUGAAAGAGAUGAGACCUCUUUAUACUUCAUCUUGUAAUGAUUUUGUAUAAAAUGUAUUUACCCAAGUAGACUUCCUAGAUGGUGAAGCACAGAGCUUGCAAUGCUACACUGGCUGCUAGACAUACCAUUGGGCAUAAAUCAGGGAUAAGUGAAAAGGCUGCAAGGAAAAACAGAUUGGAGGGUUCUAACACUUUCACAACAGUUAGUGGCAUACUGUAUGUCUUUUUUAAAAGUCAAUUGUUAAAAUAAUGACCGUUGUUAGCUGGGGAUAAUAACCUUAAGCUAUCUACUAAGAGUCUACAGUGCUGUCUCCCACAACUGAUGUGUGAACAUUGCAUUGUACUUUUGUAUCUGUGACUGGAAAAACUAGAAGUAGAUACAGCAAUCUAAGUAUGUGCCUGAGAAGAUAAAGUAUGUGAAGCUUUAUUUUGCAGGGUUUGUACCAAGUAGCAAUCUUUUUUAGCCUGAGCAGUUAUUUAAAAGUCGUUCUUCCCAUUUUAAAUUCUAGGAUAAUGAAUUGUCCCUCUUGUGAUGCUGAGACAACUUCAAAGAGAGAGUGAAGUAGCUUAAUGAUUUUUUUCCUCAAAUAUUCCCAGGGCUCCUGUUAAAUACACUAGAAACUGGAACACCAGUGCUCUGCUUUUAGACAGAUACUGAAAGAGUAUGAUUUUUGUGUCUCCUUUUCAGACUCUCAAAGCUAUGAACGUGAUGGGAAAACUGCAUUUCUGGCUUCUGUGUGCCUCUGAGUGAGAGGAGUAGUUGAUUCUCUUUGGCUCAGAGACCUGUGAAGAAGCACAAGUAUGUCUCACAUGAACCAUCCUGAGCUUGGCAGCCUCAUACUGCCAUUUUCCUCUAGUGCUAAAGCCAGCAGAGUUGAGUGUGGUGUUGUAGUCAGAUGUUGUAGCUCCCACCCAUUAUGGAAAAGCACAAGAAGUUUCACUUCUACCAGUGCCACUUUCUACAAUUUUCCUGCCAUCCACAAGAGCAGGAGUGGGUGUUCCCAGUGGUAGCUCCCCUGUUUUGUUCUUAACUAGCCCUAUGUUUCCCUCUUUCAUGUAUCUCACACCCGUAUGCAGACUGAAAGGUGGAAUAGGGAAAGAACAUGCACAAAAGAGCUGGUAGACUUGCCAAUUGUGUCUGUCAGUGUAGCAUGUACUGUAGUGAGAAGUUUAACACUAAUUUUUCCCGAUUUAAUAUGGCUAUGAAAUAACAAGAGCAACACCAUUUGACUGAGACCACAGAAAUCACUGGUGUUUUCAAAAUUACAAUUGCACAGCCAGGCCUUUAGUAAUUACAGAAAUAUUCUUCCAGCUGAGCUGUCUUUCCUAAAACAUGCAGAGGACCUGGACAUGAUUGCAAAACAGUCCUAGAAAUACCUUGCCAUGUAGUUUUCAUCCUUCUUCUUAAACUUAGUUCAUAGAAUUCACUUUUUUUUAUAUCAGCAUCUUCUCUGAACACUUGUCUAAGUUUCAAACUCUUUCGUAGUCCCUUUAUGACAAAUGUCCACAACAAAACAUUACAUUUUCUGUCCAGCAGGGUGGAGGGAGAAGCUGGAGCUACCUUAUUCCCUUACUGCUUUUGUGUGAUACAGUCUAGCCAUGCUUUAUUAUUUUCCCCUGCUAUGUUGUCACUAAUUUCUGUCUUAACAUGCUAUUUCCCCAACACUCCUAAGAUUGCUGUUUGCUCUGUGUCCAUGUGGACUGAAUUCUUGUGGUUUUAAUUGUUUUUCUCAGGUAUGCUGUUCUGCAUUUUUCCCCAGCUGAAUUCACUAUUGGUGUUUGCCUCUUCCUCCAGUUUGUCUGCAACAGUGGAGUCCAGCAGUGACUAAAGUAAGGAUUAGUAACCAAACAGAAGCGGGAGAGAAGAGCCCUGAAGUGCCACUGUUUCAACAAGAACGAUUGGAAAGUGGCUUCUGGAGCUUGACUACAGAGCGUCUCCAACUUUUGUGCUCACCUGUCACAGGCACAUGCAGAAGGCAGAGAUGAAGAACUUGUUCCUUCUGCUUAUUCUAACAACGAUGUCACCUUCUGCAUUUUCAGGCCUCAGGAUGAAACGGCAGGUUGGUGUCUGGGGGAGCUGGAGUGAAUGGAGCAAGUGCAGUCGCAGCUGUGGCGGUGGAGUCAGCUUUCAGCAACGGCGCUGCUAUUCCCAAAGGACAGAAGGUCCUUCCAGUUGUGUUGGACCAACACGAAGCUAUAGAUCAUGUAAUGUCCAGAACUGCCCGGAAGGCUCCCGGGAUUUCCGGGCAGAGCAGUGUGCAGAGUUUGAUGGGACAGAAUUCCAAGGCAAGAAAUAUAAGUGGCUUCCAUAUUAUGGAGCACCUAAUAAAUGUGAGUUAAACUGUAUUCCCAAGGGAGAAAACUUCUACUACAGGCACAAGGAAGCAGUGGUAGAUGGGACUAACUGUGAACCUGGCAAGCGAGAUAUUUGUGUAGAGGGAGUCUGUCAGGCUGUUGGCUGUGAUAAUAUGCUGGAAUCUGCCAAGAAGGAGGACAAGUGUCUGCAGUGUGGAGGAGAUGGCAGCACCUGCUAUGGUGUGAAGGGAACUUUUGAUGUGGCCAGCCUCCCUAAAGGUUACAAUCAAAUCUUUAUUAUCCCUAUGGGAGCCACAAGCAUCCAAAUUAAGGAGGUUAAGCCCAGCAGGAACUUUCUAGCUGUCAAGAACGUGCGAGGGGAGUAUUACCUGAACGGGCACUGGACAAUUGACUUCAGCCGGGCGCUGCAGGUGGCCAGCACGGUGCUGCACUAUGACCGUGGCUCCGAGGGGGAUGUGGCCCCAGAGCUCCUCCAUGCCCGGGGUCCUACCACAGAACCCCUCGUCAUUGAGCUCAUCAGCCAGGAGCCAAACACGGGGGUUCAAUAUGAAUAUUACCUGCCCGUGCAAGGACAGGCCUCGGGUUACAGCUGGAGCUACAGUUCCUGGAGCGAGUGCAGCUCCGAAUGUGGAGGAGGUUUCCAAUCCCGCUUGGUGUUUUGCACUAUAGACAAUGAAAUUUAUCCAGACUAUAUGUGCAGGAAUAAACCACAACCAGACAACAACCGGACGUGUGGCCAUCAGCCUUGUCCCCAGACAAAACGGACUUCUUACAUCUACCUGCCGCACGCCUGGAGUUACAGCGGCGCAUGGAGCUCUCAGAGGAAGAGGUGGAAAACGGGAGAGUGGGGACCCUGCUCAGCCACCUGUGGCGGGGGCACCCAGUCUCGCUCCGUGUACUGCGUGGUGUUUGACGGGCAGAGCUGGCAGGGGGUGGUGGAUGACGCCGAGUGCAUGGCCUUCGCCCAGCAGCCGCGCCGCAGCCAGCCCUGCAACGUCCGGCAGUGUGCCACCUGGAGCACGGGGCCAUGGUCCCAGUGCUCAGCCAGCUGUGGGGAAGGAGUGCAGACCCGGACUGUCACCUGCAGGACACAGCAGGGCUCCCAGGCUCAGGACUUCGCUUGUCUAAUGGAGCCAAAGCCAUCAGCCACCCAGCCCUGCCUUAAGGAGAACUGCAUCCAGGAAAUUGGCUGGCACGUUGGAGACUGGGGUCUGUGUUCCAAGAGCUGCGAUUCAGGCAUCCGGACACGCCAGGUCAUCUGCGCUGAUGGCGACUCCAAAUUCUACAGUCCUGAGACAUGCAAAGCCAUCCAGCCACAGAAACCAGCCACCCUGGGUAGCUGCAACACACAGCCCUGCUACCUGCCACAGCAGGUCCCCAGCAUGCAGGACACUAUGGGAUAUGAUGUCACUCGCCAGUCCUUGCUGACACGUUACAACCCAAACAGCCCUUCCCCAGAUUCUGAUGAUGGAAGCAUGCUCCUUGGGAACACCAUGAUCCAUAGUACCUCAGGUAAUCAGCACAUUUCAUCCACCGAAGACCACAGCAUCAGUUUGUUUCCUGUUCGCUGGGAGCCCCAGUCCCGCUCGCCAGGUUCCCAUCGGCUCAGCUUCUCUCAGGACCCCCCUGCAGGGGCUGGCUCCCAGGACUGCCACCAGAGCCCACAUGGCUGCUGUCCAGAUGGGCACACUCCGGCGUCAGGCCCUCUGGGGAGAGGUUGCCCUUUCAGCACCUGCCACCAAAACAGGUAUGGCUGCUGCCCUGAUGGAGUAUCAGCUGCCCAGGGUCCAAACAACAUUGGAUGCCCACAGUAUUACCGUGACAUUCAAACAAGACAAAAUCGUCCCACUGCAACCACUCCAGCAGCAAGCCAAGCCUUGUCCCAGCAGCAGCCCUCGGGCGAGUGCCGCGGCUCCGUGUAUGGCUGCUGCUUUGACAACGUCGCCGCGGCCGCAGGUCCUCGAGGGGAAGGAUGUCUCAAUAGGCCCAACUACCCAUACCCUGUCAUGUGCCUGCUGCCCAGUGCCCACGGCCCCUGCACCAACUGGACCACUCGCUGGUACUUUGUGGGAGUUGUUGGCAAGUGCAACCGGUUUUGGUAUGGCGGCUGUCAUGGCAAUAAAAACAGCUUUGCCUCGGAGGAGGAGUGCAUGAGAGUGUGCCACAGCUCUGUGGGAGUCGGUCAUCUGCAGCUCCAACCCUCUCCUGGCACAGGAGCCCUGCAACACCAGCAGACUAGCUCCAAUUCUCAUACAGGACGUGCCCAGGGUCAGCAGCAAUCACCCACAAGAGAGGCUGCAAGUCACAGCCAAGAAGGAAGAACCUUUGGGGCUUCGCUCCCCACGCAGGACAGCUGGAGGAGAGACGUGCUGCCAGAGGCAUUGCCAAGGACUGGUGUGCUGGGGAGCCAGCACUGGGACACCCAGCGAAGCAGACUGGACAGCCUGGGCCAGCUGCACUCUUGGGAAGCAGCCGUGCCGGGGCCCUCGGACAGGCAGAGCAGCAGUGGCCAGCAGGCGCUGACCCGGGAAGGCAAGCAGUGGCGUGAAGCUUUAGGAGCAGAUGCCUCCGUGACAGAGGGAUUUGGGCACCAGGAGUCUGCAGACUUAUUCCCAGCACAGGCUCUGCACAGAACAACCCUGGAGGAAGCCAAGCCCUCUCUAGUGACAGCAGUUGUGGGACAAAACAUCCAGCUGGUCUGCAAGACAGGCGUGUCCUCGCUCUCCAGAGUGGAGUGGAUGAAGAACAGCCGACCCGUCUCCUCUGACAGGCACACCUACCAGUCCGACAGCUCCCUGGUCAUCAGCCACGUCCAGCCCCAGGACGCCGGCACCUACACCUGCCGCACCUCCGACGGCAGGACGGAGAGCCGACAGAUCCAGCUGCAGGUCACAGAGUACCCGAGCACUGUUCUGGCAGAGGGUGAGAGAGGUCGGGUCCUUCACCAGGCGAAUCCACAGCACCGAGGGUUAUCCAGAGGCAGGCAGCUCAUGCCGGCAGCCGGCUCCUCUGUGCGGCAGCAGCUCGCAUACAGGUUGAAAAUGGAUAAGAGUGAGCCCACAGUAGUGGAGGCCAACGUUGGGGAGAGAGUCAGACUGCCCUGCACAGUGGAAGCAUCGCCAGCUCUCACCAUUGAGUGGCAGAAAGAUGGGCAGCCCCUCUCCUCUCCCAGGCACAGGCAGCAGUCGGACGGGGCCCUGGUGAUCAGCAGGGUGAGCUCUGAAGACAUUGGCUUCUUCACCUGCAUUGCCUCCAACGGGCGUGACCGCGACCAGCGCCACGUGCUGCUCCGACCGCAAGGAGAGCUGAGGAUCACUGGUCUUCUGCCAAGCAUCACAGUACCCGAGGGAGGGACUGCUCAGCUUCAUUGUACAGUGACUGGCAACAAUGUGAAUAUAAGGUGGUCAAGGAACGGAGUUCCCAUGCGGGGGGAUGGCCACCACAUCCACCUGUCCCAGGAUGGAAGCCUGACUAUAAGCAACGUGCAAGAGGCUGACGAGGGAUCCUACACGUGCAGUGCCUACAGCAGCAGCAGCUCUGUCAGUGCCAGCUCAGAGGUGAAGGUGCUGAGGAGCCAGCCUAGCACUACUGUGAGUCACGUUGUGGACCUGAGCAGAGACUGCGUGGACCAGCCCCACCUUGCCAACUGUGACCUGAUCCUGCAGGCCCAGCUGUGUGGUAACGAGUACUAUUCCAGCUUCUGCUGUGCCAGCUGCGCUCGCCACCGCCCCCAGGGCAGCCCCGCGCACCCCCGCGGGUGACAGCCACCGCCACCGUGACCGAUGACAAGACUGGAGGUCUCCACUCUGCUCUUUCACUGCAUGGCACAGUUCUAGGAAGUCUGCCCUGCUGGAAAGCUCAAGAGGGUGAAUUGAACAGCGUGUAGUGGGUGUAAAUGCUCAAAGGUGGGAGACCCACCACCCUCAGGUUUAUUGUAAACUCCUUUCCCCUGCAUGCCUUGCUGUACCUAAUCCAUCUCUUAAGGGUAGUUGCUGUCAUUCACAGAAAACAGAUGGAUUGUAGGGAUGUAAGGAUGAUGUGACUAGAGAAGGCAGAUGACCAGCAUCAAAGAGAGAGAGACUAAUUCUUCAUACAAGCAAGAGAAGUGCUCUUAAACACAUAUCUCUGAAGUGUUUGAAGAUGGGCCUGAACCAUUCCAACCGAAGCACUAAUGAGCCAUGAACAUUUGUUCCUCCAAUGAGCAUUGCUGAACAAGUGCUCCUGGGGAGCACUUUCCAUCUAAAUGCAAAGGACUCUGGCCAUGAGAAACAGCUUGAUGCAUAUAAAAUUAGUGUUCAGGUCCAAGGAGAUUACUGGCUCUUUGGAUGAAGCUGUAAUGUCAUGUUACUGUAGCUGUUUUAUUCCAGCAGACCUUAAGACAAAUUUCUAGUAGGGUCAGUUUCGUCUCUACUUGGCUGCAAUCAGCUUUGGAUUGAAGUGCUGUAGAAACAAUGCUUCACAGAAAGCUUAAGACAAAAGAGAAAGCUACUUUUAGCCCUCCCUGAAAGCUAGAGGUAGUUCAGAUGAACAUACCAACACUGUUACCUGUUCUGAGAUGCUGCAGUUUAAAUAGCACUCAUUCUAGGAAGGCUCAGCAAGUAAUCUUUUUCCCCGGAGCUGGAACUGUGCUGUUCUGACGUUGUGCUGCGUUUGGGCAGGGGCUAAUAAUAAACAAGUAGAAAUACAAGUGUGGGGCAUUUCAGUUGCCAGAAUAAACCUCCCGAGAAUCUGCUCUAGUCUCAGUUGAAUCCAGGAAAGCCUAGCUCUGCAUCUCAGGGCUGAUGCCUGCUGCUACGGACUAACAAGUUAGGACUUCCAGAUGCAGAGCAGCUGUAGCUGAAAAGCAUCCUUCAUUUCAAGACCAACACGGAGUGGGGCAGCAAGAGUGCAUCUGGGGCUCUGAAAAUCUCACACAUUAGGGGUGGGGAGGUGAGAUUGUAUUAUGAUUGUAUCGUGUUAAACCAGGAAAGGCCCUUGGGUAUCUUCAGUAUCUCAAAAUGGAAUUAUUUUUGAGCAAAAGGAUUCUUUUACAGCCUCCACACUACUGUUCUACCCUAGCAUCAGCCCUGACUGUCCCCUUCUUCCUUAUUCUAGACUUGGAUGGGUUGAUCACAAUUAUUAGCAACAUUAACCAUGUAUUAUUUGCAUAGAUGUAGCUAUAAACUGGUGUGUAGAUGUUGAUAUUUUGUUGGGGGGAGGGAGGAUUCGCUUAUUUUACUUUUGUCUUCUACUUGUGUUACUUUAAGGCUUUUAAGAAAUGAAGCUAAUUUAGGACUGUG